ACUACACUUGGAGCAGUAGAGAGCUGCAACUACAGACUGCACCAUGCGGCUCAACAUGCUGUUCCUCCUGCUGAGCCUAUCUUGUCUCACUCUUGGACUGGCACAGGUGUCCUAUUACGACUGCUGCCUGAAAUAUGUGAAAAGCCUGAACCACAAAACUCAAAAAAAUGCAGUGAAUUACAGAUGGCAGGAAACAGAUGGAGGCUGCAACAUCACUGCUAUAAUCUUUAUCAUGAGGAGGGGGCGUAAGUUUUGCGCAGACCCCAGAGAAGCAUGGGUUUUAAAACUGAUGAAGAAGCUUGACAAAAAGGGAGCCAAAAAUGACAGAAAGAAGUAUGAACACCCUUCACAUUGAUCAACGCCUGCUGCCCUGAAUCAUCCUUCCGCAAAUCUGAUUGGAGGGAAGAUUAGGAAGCUUGCAAACUCUUGUAGCAUUACAUUUGGUUUCACUCAGCAAUGAGAUGAGGGCUGAAGGUUUGUAUAGAAUCACAGCAGCACUUUGUUUCCAUGGUUGGACUGCUAUUGCUGAGUCACCACAUGAUACAUAUAAAUACCUUUAAUAUCAUGGCUGCUUCACUGAGAAUAUUUCUGACCAUUUUCUUACAAUCGUUUUGCGUGAUAUACCCAGAUAUCUAUCAAAUACUUGUGUACAUGCAAACACAAGUUGUUAAAUGUAAAUUACUUUCUGUAAUGUGUGUCAUAGGAAAGGAUAAGCUCAUGUCUUAAUUUCUAACUUGUUUAAAUGUCUGUCUCUUCAUAUAUUUUG
Messenger RNA from Xiphias gladius (swordfish), 766 nucleotides. It is a transcript of the gene ccl25a, whose product is annotated as chemokine (C-C motif) ligand 25a. The record is from RefSeq and is a predicted model, not a curated record. Gene Ontology annotation, cellular component: extracellular region. Bases 44 to 355 code for a protein of 103 amino acids. Gene Ontology annotation, molecular function: CCR chemokine receptor binding; chemokine activity. Lineage: Eukaryota; Metazoa; Chordata; Actinopteri; Istiophoriformes; Xiphiidae. The transcript has 5 exons. Gene Ontology annotation, biological process: cellular response to tumor necrosis factor; positive regulation of GTPase activity; cellular response to interleukin-1.